Molecule: messenger RNA, 2928 nt
Organism: Bradysia coprophila
Lineage: Eukaryota; Metazoa; Arthropoda; Insecta; Diptera; Sciaridae
Source: RefSeq, a predicted model, not a curated record
AGAGAACAAACAACUUCCCCUUUUCAGCAGAUAUAUACUCGCCGCUUGAAAGACGAAAGUUCAAAGCAUAUUUCUGUUGUGAAUUUUUAUAUACACACACAUACGUUGCACACGCGAUAGCAAAGAGAGGGGAUGAUUGUUCAACUAAGGGUGAAAUGUCAUAAGGAAAACACGCGUAUACCAUUCAUUCAAUGAGUUGAGUUCUAUUGAUAUAGAGUCAUUUCGCUGUGCCAUCAUAAAAUGUUGAUUACAAGUUUUCGAGUAAAAUUCGAUAAAUUUGUCUUGUGAAAAAUAAGUUUUUGAGUUUCUUUUAAUGUGAAACAAUGUUUUAGUUAGAGACAAUGGAAAAUAGUGGUGUAAAAAGACAAUUAUCAAUACGAUUAAUUCAAGUGAAAAUCUGUGUUUUAACUAGUUAAACGAUUGGACUAUGGAAUAUUUGUCUUCGAAAAACAUGAGUCAUUUAGUACGAAGGACGAAGAAGUGCUGUACAAAGCUUCUCCGUAAAAUAACUUUCAACGACAAUCUAUCUUGUCCAUCCGCAACGAAACCGUCACAGUCAACAAUUUAUGCUCAACAAAAAAAUCAUCAACCCUCCGGUCGUCGUAAAAUUGCACCCAGUCCGCAACAUUCAAGCGGAAUUUUAUUUGCUCGUUCCAGUGAGUUAAACACCAAUUUAGAUGGUUUAUCUUUGGACGACGAAGACGACAUCAAUAUGAACACAUUCUCGUCCAAUAAAAAUUUUCGAUUUGAUAACAAUAUAAAGAAUUGCUUUCGUAUCCAGAAGCAAAACUAUGUUCCGCAAGAAAACGAAGACGAUAAAAAUAAAUCUACUAACAAUAACUUCAGCAGCAGCAGCAGUAGUAGUAGCGAUGUGAAAAACUCCAUUUUCGUUGAUGAAGAAAUAAUAUUUACAGAAAAUAAAAUUUAUAUAUCGGCGACAGAGAGAAACUUGAAGCAAUGUGAAAGCAAUAAUAAAGUGUACAAGAAGCCAUUCGAUGCAAUCGGUGGCAGCAGCACCAAUUUUAAUUCAAUAUCGUUGUCACCAAUCGAUGGAAACGGAAAAUGUUGCGGCAAAUUAGGUUUCAAUGAUUCGUUAUGUGCAAGUGAACAAAUCGUUUUCGAGAAAGUCAAAUACGAUAAAAAUAAGAAAUAUUUACAACCCCCAUCUCCGUCCAAUUCCAGUGAACACAGCACCACAUCCUGUGAGUUAAAUCAAUAUCUUGAUAACUGUUACAGUAGAUCUACGCAGACUAAUCGCCUUUCCACCUACGAUAACGUCGAUUAUGAGUGGGCCGGCAAUGAUGAAAAUGGUAAUUCCUCGAAUUAUACAAACAAUUUUAAUUUUUCGAUAAAAGGUCAACAUCAAAAGCAAACACCCAAUUCCAUUAAUGAUAAGCAUAACGAAUUGUACCUAAAAAACUCCGACUCGUGGAAAUUCUUCAACAAGCAAUAUUUGCAGAACAGUAAAUUUUUCGACAAUCACAAAAUCAUCAAAAAUAACACAAUUCAUUACGAAACUGUGUCGGAUAGUCGACGGACUAGCGUUAGUACGUUGGACACGUGGGUGGACGACGAAUCGUUCGAUAAUUCGUUUAAUGAAGAACUGGAGAAACGGUGUCCUUCCGUACCGUCGUCGGUACGAAAUUACAGUCGCUAAAGUGAUUCCAUAAUCCAUGUACAUCUAUAGUAUGGAUUCCAUACACCGUACUUGGAGCAAAGUAAUUUUAAUAUUCAUAACCUUUUAUGAAAGUAAAUCGUAUCGCAAUACAAUCACGAAAUAUGUUACUUCCGAUCUUUAAAGCAUCGCAUACAGUUUUAUGCAAAAUCUAUUACUUCAUUCGUUUUAAAUUAUCUUUGAAUUAUCUAACUUAUUGUAACUAUUGAGUGAGAGUAGUCAUAAAAAUCUAACAUUACAUGUAUCUGGACUCGGUCUGGGUAUAUUUACAUCAGAACGAUCCUUUGUGAUGUAAAAUUUAUGUCAGGCUUUGAAUAAAAUUUCUUAAACAACAAUUUACUUAUAGACAGAAUCCUGCAUUGCUUUCAUAUCUAAAUGCAGAAAGGACACAUGUCAAAUUAUCGAAUUACAAGGAAAAUGAAUUUCAUUGAUUUACCUUCGUUUCGAAUGGUGUGACGAUGUCAACUAGAAGUUUUUUAAUACUUCAGAAGAAAUCACAUUGUUACGUCACCCUAUGGAAUUGAAGCUUAAUCAAUGAAAUUUUAUUUUUCUUAUAAUUCGCUAGUUGGACAUGUUUCCUUUCUGCAUUUAUAUCUUGAAGCAAUGCAGGAUUUUGUCUGUACGUAAAUUGUUCUUAAAGGUGAUGUUAUGUCCGUCGUAUAUUUAGAUAUUCUAUUCAUAUAGCGACAAUCUCAACUUUAAAUUUAAAACAUAAUCUGGGCUUAGAAGCAACCUUCAGCUCCUCAUAACAGUCUCCAUUUUGCAAUCCAUCCAUCUUAAAUCCGUUUCAACAUAAAACUGUAUGGAGUCUCUAAUUUUCAAUAGAUUCGAAGAAUGUGCCAGUCGGAUGUACUGUCAGCUUUAUGCAUUCACUACUUUUUAUCCUGUACCAACUCGGUACUAACACAGUACUUUAAUCUUUCAUCUCAAGCUAUUCCGUAUAUGUAUUAAACAUUAUGAUGUACAUAAACAUAUAAAUCUUAUUCGCACAUUUGUCUUCGUCUAUAUUAAAGAUAGAAACAUGGUUUUUCGUCAAUGUACAAUUUUAACAUUUCAAUCGAGAUGAUGGAAAUUUGUACAAUUUAUAAUAAAGUUGAAGAAAGGAAAACUUAAAAUCAAAAUGUAAUAAGAGAAAAGUUAAAAUUUAAAAACUAUAAAAUAAUCGUAAAAAUUAUAUGAAAUAAAAAAUUUAUAUUUUAAAUAAGAUUAUAUUUAUCUGGUAAGAUGUGCAUAUUGGCAGACGAAAAUAUAUA